This is a messenger RNA of Talaromyces proteolyticus, 1095 nucleotides long. RefSeq names its product O-sialoglycoprotein endopeptidase. Gene Ontology annotation, biological process: tRNA threonylcarbamoyladenosine modification. The record is from RefSeq and is a predicted model, not a curated record. Lineage: Eukaryota; Fungi; Ascomycota; Eurotiomycetes; Eurotiales; Trichocomaceae. The transcript is spliced from 2 exons. The coding region runs from base 1 to 1095 and encodes 364 amino acids. Gene Ontology annotation, cellular component: EKC/KEOPS complex; cytoplasm.
AUGAUUGCUAUCGGCCUAGAGGGGUCCGCCAACAAGCUCGGCGUGGGCAUCAUGCUGCACCCGAAAGAUGGCAGCCCCGCCCAGAUUCUGUCGAAUAUCAGGCACACUUAUGUGCCUCCACCGGGUGAAGGCUUUUUACCAAAGGACACGGCACAGCACCACCGUGCGUGGUUUGUCAAACUCGUCAAGCAGAGCCUCAAAGAUUCCGGCGUGCGGGUGGAAGAUGUCGACUGUAUUUGCUACACCAAAGGACCUGGCAUGGGCGGCCCUCUUCAGAGCGUCGCCGUUGGAGCACGUAUGUUAAGUCUUCUUUGGGGGAAACCUUUGGUUGGUGUAAAUCACUGUGUUGGACAUAUUGAAAUGGGGCGCCAAGUAACUGGUGCGUCUAAUCCUAUUGUUCUAUAUGUCUCUGGUGGCAAUACACAAGUCAUAGCGUAUAGCUCUCACCGCUAUCGCAUAUUUGGAGAGACACUUGAUAUCGCGGUUGGAAACUGUUUAGAUCGAUUUGCCCGGGUACUAGGUAUAUCCAACGAUCCUGCGCCGGGAUACAAUAUCGAACAACUCGCCAAAAAAGGUGCGCAGUUAGUAGAAAUACCGUAUGCUGUCAAAGGCAUGGACUGCUCCUUUUCAGGUAUCUUAGGACAUAUAGAAACCCUGGCAAAUUCCUUAGGAUUGAACGGAGUCUCAGGGGGUGCUUGCGAUGAUGCUGCCCAAAACGACUUGGAUGGUAACAGCCAGUCUAAUGGCAAAAGCAAAAUUACUCAGGCAGAUUUAUGUUUCUCGUUACAGGAGACUAUAUAUGCUAUGCUGGUCGAGAUUACAGAGCGGGCCAUGGCGCACGUUGGUUCCAAAGACGUCCUUAUUGUUGGCGGCGUUGCGAGCAAUGAGCGAUUGCAGGAAAUGAUGGGCAUUAUGGCGCGCGAUCGAGGCGGCAACGUAUUCGCCACGGACGAACGCUAUAGUAUUGAUAACGGUAUUAUGAUUGCCCAGGCAGGCCUGAUGGCCUAUAAGCAGGGUUUCAGAACGGAACUCGAGGACGCGACGUGCACUCAAAGAUUCCGGACAGAUGAUGUGUUUGUCACUUGGAGAGAUUGA